UGCAACAGAAAAUUGAUGAUCUAAAUGUACAUAUGUACCAAGAUAAUUUCGUAGUUUCGUUUCUUGAGGUCGCACCAGUCUCCCUCUGUAUCCUGUCUUCAUAUCAUGAAAAUCUUCCUUGGUACUGCACUUUAUUGUUGGUUGGGGUUUAGCGAGGCCAAGCCAAAACAACCCUCGGCAGCAUUCAAGUGGAAUAAUGUGAACUUUUUACUUGCUUUUGGCGACUCCUAUACAUAUGUUCAAGGGACAGCCGGACGUCAGAAUUACAGCUUCAUUGGAGACGCCCAGAACUUUGCAUAUCCCCCGGAGACAUUACUGACGGACAAAAUUAUUCAAAACCAGAUUGGCACGUCAGCUGGUGGGCCCAACUGGGUGGAAUAUUUAACGGGUUGUUUCUCUGGCCUGCCCUCAAAAUGCAGGAAGCAGCUGUGGGAUUUCGCGUUCGCCGGAUCUGAUGUCGCCACAGAAUUGACUCCGCUCCAUCACAAUUACACUGUGUCUUUCGAAGAACAGGUUGUUCAGUGGGCUACCUAUGCCAAGCCAGUACUGCCGGUGAAAUUCUCCAAAGCUCUCGUGGCUAUCUGGAUUGGGAUAAAUGACAUCAACGACUCUGCAAAAUACACUUUUCCUCGCAACAAUGCUACUGAUUUCCCGUCAUUUUAUGGCAAAAUCAUGGAAGCUGAGUUUAAUGCCAUCGAGGCCAUAUUUCAUGCGGGAUAUCGGAAUUUCUUGUUUAUGAACCUUCCCCCACUGGAAAGAACCCCUGGUAAUCAAGUCAGUGCCAACCCACUUCCUAGCAGUAUCAUGGUGCAUCAAUACAAUAGUGCUAUCUCCUCGGCUGCCACCGAGUUCGCUACAUCGCAUCCUGGUGCAAAAGCAAUGGUUUUCGAUACGUAUUCGUACCUGUCCAGCAUUUUGGAUAAUCCGUCCAAGUAUGGAAUCAAAAACACGACUUCGUACUGUCCAAGGUACAAUGCACCAGAUAUCGAUACGAAUUAUGCUGCAUAUGGAUGCUUGCCCAUCGAAGAAUAUUUUUGGUAUAACUCUGGGCACAUUACCUGGCCUAUCCACAAGCUUCUCGCGAAGGCCGUUGCGAGAUUUCUCGCAAAAGAGAGCUGCUAAGUGAAGUCCAGCUAGUGAAGAACAUAGGCACGAAAGUAGCCACAGUUAAUAUAUACUUUCUAUCCUAUAGAGUAUUUACUAGUAUGAAGCAAUAUGAAAAAACAUGCGAUCCAUGAGUCAUAUCCGUCGAAUAUAAUCAUGGCACUGAAGAUAUAAGCACAGCUGCCAGUCCACCUCAGUAUCUAUUCUCCAGCAAAGCGGCACUUCACUGCCUAAACAAUAACCCUGGCAUCGUUCACCUCGCGCGUAAAUUCGGAUAUCUUUGCAUCACCAGUAUUCACCUCACCAGAUCUUUCGGUCAACAUGAUUUCUGCGUCGCCGGCAGGUCGCUGUCUCACACCCUUCGGAACAGUGAAGAUCUCUCCUUGGUAUGACACCACGACUUCGUUGCCCUCCUUUCCGUCGACUUUGGUCGUGAGCGAUCCGCUGAGAAUGUAGAAGAACUCGUCUGUGUCCGGAUGGGAGUGCCAAACGAAGUCGCCUUUCGUUCGGGCGAUUUUGGUGUCAUAUUCGUAGUUGACGGUUGCAACGAUAUUGGGGGAGUAUUUCUCUGUGAUCUUGGAGAGGACCACGGGUAUGGAUAGUUUUGACUGCAAUUUUUGAUUAUGUCUCAGCUAUGUCGAAUCGAAUGCUUUUGAGGGAGGACCCCAUAUUCCUGGAUGCUGGUACUGGAUAUUAGCACUGUUUUGGCAUGAUUCAAGGAGAUCAUACGGAACGCGAGCGAAAGAGGAUACUUGCACCGUCGAUUAGACAUAGUAGCAAUCUAGAAUAAGGCGUCUCUGUGUGAACUUCCGAGGGGAAUUUGUUUGUGUUCGUCCGUUCUGAACUUCGAAAGCAAAUUAUGCAAGGGAACUGACCUUGAAGCUGACAUUACGGCAUCCGCCCUGCACUUGACACGUAGAGUGCGACUUGAACAGACCUUGACUUAGCCACGAGACUACAGUCACAAAAAGAAUCGUUCUAUAGUGGGGUUAAGUUUGAAGGAGGUCUAUCGCUCGCAUGUGUCAAUUGUGUAUUGCUAUUCCACGCCCAUACCUACGUGGGGAUAUUUCGCUUGUCAUCCACCUGGCCUCUCCUUACUCCAAAAGCCCUCGACACUACGUUGAUAAAUCUGCUAUUCUGAACUUCUAUUUGGCCAAAACAAAUGAGAAAGUGUGGAUGACUGCAUAGCUCAUGUUUUUCGUGCUGUUUGUGCCGGGAGGGAUGAGAGAUACUGUAAAGAUCCCUAAGU
Molecule: messenger RNA, 2353 nt
Organism: Cadophora gregata
Lineage: Eukaryota; Fungi; Ascomycota; Leotiomycetes; Helotiales; Ploettnerulaceae
Exons: 5
Coding region: 106-1122 (338 amino acids)
Molecular function (GO): hydrolase activity, acting on ester bonds
Source: RefSeq, a predicted model, not a curated record